CCCGCAACAUUGCCUCCUCACAGCAUCGUCCACGUCUCCUCCAGUCCAGUCCACAGCCCGCCCUGCCCACCAUGGACCAGGUUGUCGCGAGACGCACGCUCCAGGAGCUCAUAAAGCGCGAGGAGCUAGACAACAAGAAGUGUAUCGACUGCUCGAACCCAAAUCCACAAUGGGCUUCUCUCAGCUUCGCCGUCUUCUUGUGCCUCCAGUGCGCAGGCGUCCACAGAGGCUUCGGCGUUCAUGUCAGCUUCGUCCGGUCGGUCUCGAUGGACACAUGGCAUGAGGAGCAGAUAAAGCGAAUGCAGGUAUCUCGGUGGGAAUGCUCCCUUCAGGAGUUCAUGAAGACGUAUCCAACGAGCACAGGCGGAUACACGCAGGACAUGAACUCAUACGACACCUAUCACUCCUGGGCUGCUUCUCAAUACCGAGAGAAGCUGGACGCCGAGCUCGCCGGCAAACCGUGGGCACCGACAUCACCUCCAGAGGGUUUUGGAUCUCCUAACAAUACCACGAGCCCGCCGGGCCGUCCGUCGUCGGCACAGGGCCUCCGAAAAUCUCGCGCGUCUGCCCGUAAUAGCAUAGGUCGCUCAGCCUCCCCAGCAUCGUUCGGUAGUCGAAACUCGCCAGCUCCAAGUAGCCCGAUGACACCAUCCGCCUUUGAGGACCAGAAGGUUAGGAAUGAGUCCUAUUUCGCAAGUCUCGGCAAUGCGAACGCUUCUCGUCCGGAGGACCUGCCACCCUCUCAAGGGGGUCGUUACCAGGGCUUCGGCAGCACACCUGCACCUUCGUCGGAAUCUCAACAUCCCGCGUACGGCCUUUCCUCGCGCGCAGCACCUUCGCUCUCCGAGUUGCAGGAGAAUCCCGUGGCUGCCUUGAGCAAAGGAUGGUCACUGUUCUCUGCCGCUGUCGCAGGUGCGACCAAAGCCGUUUCGGAGAACGUCAUCCAGCCAGGCAUGGAGAGAGUCAGGGAUCCAGACUUCCAGCAGGGCGUCAAGGGCUACGUAUCUGAAGCGAGCAAGCGCGCGGCUGAGGCGGGACGUAGUGCGAACAUGUGGGGAAAGAGUACACUCGGAGUUGACGUCGCGGAGCAGGUUGGAGGCGUCGUAGGACUUUUCAACAACUACAACGCCGACCUGAAUCGUGGUCAUGGCAGCCUCGCGUCGCAGGUUUCGCCCAUAUCUCCUGCGAAGAAUGACGAAUGGGACGAGGAGUGGAAGGAUUUCUAAUGUGUUAGCGAUAUACCGGAUCUUAUUUAAUGUCUCGGGGAAGGAUGUGGGUAUAUACGGGUAGCACCGCAAUGCUGUACAUUGCGAUCGAUAUGGACGGCGAUAGAGCGACAUGGAAGUAUGCUGUGCUUGACUUGCAGCGAGGUGUAAUUUCUGGUCCUGUACCGAGUUCGAAGGCGGAGAACCACCGAGGCGGUGCAGCAGUGCUGCUGACCCUACCUGCUGGCAGCGUC
Messenger RNA from Fomitopsis serialis, 1459 nucleotides. RefSeq names its product putative GTPase activating protein for Arf-domain-containing protein. Gene Ontology annotation, biological process: regulation of ARF protein signal transduction; regulation of endocytosis. The record is from RefSeq and is a predicted model, not a curated record. Gene Ontology annotation, molecular function: GTPase activator activity. Gene Ontology annotation, cellular component: Golgi membrane. The transcript is spliced from 7 exons. NCBI's taxonomy places the organism in Eukaryota, Fungi, Basidiomycota, Agaricomycetes, Polyporales, Fomitopsidaceae. Bases 72 to 1226 code for a protein of 384 amino acids.